UUGGGCUGAGAGUGAGAAAUCAGGCAGUGAAGACAUCGCAUUCAUUGGGAAGACAGACGUUAUUUGGACAUUCCUUAGUUAGGUCCCAUUGACGUCAGGUAGCCUCCCCCUGGUCUGAAGCAGUGAGCCUGAGAGGGAACAUUGUGGCUGUGGUCUGCUGUUCAGUAUUGCGUAGCGAGCUAUAGCCGGCACCAUGGCUGUGUCGUUCAAGAAGGACAUGGACAAGUACAAGGAUCUCGACGAAGAUGAAAUCCUCAACAAGCUGUCGGCGGAGGAGCUGAAACAGCUGGAGACGGCCCUCGAGGAGAUGGACCCUGAGAAUGCUCUCCUCCCAGCUGGCUUACGUCAGAAGGACCAGACGUCCAAGAAAGCAACAGGAUCAUUCAACAGGGACAGCCUUCUGAAAUACCUGGAGAAGGAAGCCAUGGAGUACAAGGACAGAGAGGAUGUAGUGCCCUUCACAGGGGAGAAAAAAGGUAAAGUAUUUGUCCCCAAGCAGAAACCCAUAGACACACGCAAAGAGGAAGUAACAACCCUGGAUCCAGAAUUAGAGGAGGCCCUGUCCAGCGCCACAGAUACAGAGCUGUGUGAUCUAGCAGCGAUCCUUGGUGUUCACACACUGGUCACCAGUAGUCAGACAUAUGAUGGGACUUCAUCUAAAGAGGGUUACAACAAUGUAAUUAAGGGGGAGAAGAUGAACCCAGUGUUUGAUGAGCCUCCCAAUCCCACUAAUGUAGAAGACACUCUGCAGAGGAUAAAAAGCAAUGACAGCUCCUUAACAGAGGUCAACCUCAACAACAUUAAGAACAUCCCAAUUCCCACGCUGAAGGACUUUGCCAAAGCCAUGGAGAAGAACACGCAAGUCAAGAAGUUCAGCCUGGCAGCGACACGGAGUAACGACCCAAUUGCUGUGGCGUUCAGCGACAUGCUGCGAGAGAACAAGACGUUGCGAAGUUUGAACUUGGAGUCCAACUUCAUCACUGGGGCAGGGGUGCAGGCUUUGGUUGAUGCAUUGCGAGACAACGACACACUCACAGAGAUCAAGAUAGACAACCAGAGGCAGCAGCUGGGCACUUCAGUAGAGAUGGAGAUAGCUAAAAUGUUGGAAGAGAACAACAGCAUAGUGAAGUUUGGCUACCACUUCACCCAGCAAGGACCUCGCUCCAGAGCUGCUGCAGCUAUCACCAAGAACAACGAUCUUGUCCGCAGGAAGCGAGUGGAAGGGGACCUGUAGGGACGGAGCCCACGCUGUCUCCCAGCCAAUCCUGUCGUUUCAUCUCACCAUGUGGAAUAAUUUCAGCCAAUGCCCUGGUCUCAUCUCACUGUGUGGAAACUUUAGUCUUGUGCCAAACUGUGGGGCAAGGCGCGCUAAACCAGAACAUACAUCUGAGAAGAAGGGAAAUAACUGGAAUUGCCCCCUCCCCAUUUACAUGUUCAUACUUAUGUUUAUUAUUAUGUUGUUAUUGAAGGUGUAAAUCUGAUUAGUUUUUAGUCAUUUCAUUUCAGCUGCUCCUUUUUUUCGCCUUUAUAUGAUCUGUUCAGACUUUUUACUUGCUUUUUCUCCCUUUUAUAUUACACUAUAAUCACGUGAAAUAAACAUGAAUAUUACCAAGUAACAGAAACAACAAUAACAGCUUGUAAAACAGUAACUAACAUUGAGAAAGCCCUGUAUCCAAGAUAGUUUAUAGCCUAAGCUCCCAGUCAAAAUCCUGUAAUGAACCAGGAGAAUUUGUCCCUAGAAUGGUAGGGAUAGCUCUGAAGUUGAUGCUUGCGUCUAUCAAGUGUUGCAGUCAAGACUGAGACCAGAGUGUAUCAAGACAGAGUAGAGACCAAGCGUGAGUCCUUCACUGCAGGAAUCAUGAUAAACUGUGGAGUACGCAAACAAUCCACAUUCCCAUAAAAACAUCCUCCGAAAACAAAUGAAGAUUUCACUUCAUUCACCUCUUUUAUUGCCAGACUGUACCAUUAGAAAUGUCUUGAUGAAAUAAUCUAAAGGCAUUGCAGAGGUGAAUUUAAUGUGAGCAAAUUUUCUUUGUUUUCUAUUAGCAAGCAAAUACUAAGGAGCUGAAAUAAACUUAGCCAACACUCCUUUAUUGCUCUGGCAGUUCAGUGAUAUCCAAGCAGUUGUGGUCUUGACUGGUCUUGAAAUAAAAUCCUAAGUCUUUGGUUAACACCAAGAAGAGACUGAGUAAAAAUGCAGUUGAUUUUGAGACGAGUCCUUCAAAAAGCGGUCUUGAGACUUGAGUGAUUUUGAGCACUACAACACUGUGUCUGUCUAGACUUAAGCAUUCAAUAGUGACAUAACAUAAAGUCAGACCAGUCUGUUAGAACCAGUAGUAGAUUUCAGGGGUGACGCAAUAUUUGGAACAUGUAAAAUGUAAAUUUGACAAAAUUAAAGACAUUUCUACCAUAAAUUGAUGCAGAAAAGGGACAAAUCGGUGCUUAAAAAUUCACCAAAAAGCAGGAAAUAAGUGUUUAAUUAAAGAUUUCUGGCGGGGGACACCCCUCAUUUUUCAUAUGUGUCGCCCCCGAUGUUGAAACGAAACCUUCACGCUUGGUUAGAACCGUAUCUUACUGGCUGAAUGGUCAUAGCUUAGCCAUAACCACUGCAAACCUUGUCUGACUGUACAGCUGUAAGAUAACACAAGUUAACAUAAGGUAACGCAAGAUCUCUGUUUUACAUUCCAUCUGCAUGGUGGUGUGCAGGUGUUCAUUUGGAGUUGCCUUGUAAAGCCAGCUCGACUGUCUGGCUGGAGUGUGUAACAGUUAAGUUUGUGCCGGCCUCAGAGUAGAUGCUGGCCCCCCCCCCCCUAUGAAUUUAACACUGUACGUAUCAAUGCAUAAUGUUUAAUAAUACAUGACUGUUCUAUUCUAACUGAAGACCUUGUUUUCGUACGGUUCACAUUCUGAUGUUGGUUUUUCUGAUCGCUCAUAUCCCUCAACAGGAAAUUAUAACUCGGAUAUUUUGAAUCAUGUAAAAGUGGGAUUGUACUGUAAAAGAAACAGGAUAUGAACUCCAGUCUAGACUGAAGAGGCUUUGGCCUGCGCUUACAGACGAUGCUGUAAAUGUCUGCUCAACACACUGGGUUUCUCCGAUGCUUAAUCAUGCCAAAGACUAACACAUGCAGUGCUUAAACUAUCAGUGCGUAACAUAACGGUUAUUGGUUCAGGUUUUGGCUUUGCAUCUACAGUCACUUCCUUGCAGUACACGUUUGGGGAAAAGAGUCUGCGGUUAAAUAAUAAUGAUUUAGAUCACAUCAUGCCAUUAUAUUUUAUUUUUUGGGCCAUUUAUAGUUCAGCAAGUAGUUGCCUGAGAUGUGAGGAGGAGUUGGCAAACACUUUCACUUCUCAGGUUAUAGCUAGCAAAAUGUUUCUAUGAGCAACAUCUCCCAGAUAGAAAGUCUUGUACAGAUCUUAAAUUUCACUUUUCCUGCCUCCUCUUUCACACGUUCACUCAGCUCUCCGCAGCAUCUCAGCAGUAGCAUGUCAUUCAUUGUGUAACCGAUAACAACAUGCUACUGUAUGUGUGCCUCACACUGAACUUCCUGAGGCACACAGACGUGCUCGAGAUGGGUCUAACAGGACUAAUUCAGGAUUACUUGAAACUUGUACAUACUGUUAAUGUGUAAUAGGAACAAUAUGCUGGCAUGAACAUUACUCGUGAACAUCAUGUUUCUAUUGACCAAAAAUGUUCUUUCAUCCUAACCGCCUCACAUUCCUUGGACACGAGUUGUAUGGCUGAGUUCAGUACUUUGGGUUUUAUAUCUGUGUACUUCUUCCGCAGUCAUAUCUGAUAGUAUUUCUUCUUGGACCUCUUUUUUUUUUUUUUUUUGUUUUUACAUUACUGUGCUUUGCUGGUGGACGGUUAGCUUCAGUGGAAAAUUGCUUCUUUGCCUGGGCUUGUGAUUCAUUGUAUGUAUAUUAAUUGUAAAAUGCCAUCUCAAAUUAAAACUGCACACACGCUCACACACACAGACUUUAAUGUGUGUACCACAUAAAUCCACACAACUCGUUGCUGAGAUUUUUUUGUACUCUAAAUCAAAACCCAGGUGUAGAUUCAAUGUAAGGAAUAUGUACUAUUGUAAAACCACAAGACUGGUAAAACGCACUGCUGAAUAUAAGACAUCCUCAACAAUAAAUGUUUUUACAUACACUGCCA
Epinephelus lanceolatus (giant grouper) is the source of this 4159-nucleotide messenger RNA. RefSeq names its product tropomodulin 2 (gene tmod2). Gene Ontology annotation, molecular function: tropomyosin binding. Gene Ontology annotation, cellular component: myofibril; striated muscle thin filament; cytoskeleton. The record is from RefSeq and is a predicted model, not a curated record. Gene Ontology annotation, biological process: actin filament organization; muscle contraction; pointed-end actin filament capping. NCBI's taxonomy places the organism in Eukaryota, Metazoa, Chordata, Actinopteri, Perciformes, Serranidae.